GUGCAAAACUGCCCAUACUAUCGCAGAAUUAUCAUGCCACCGUUUCAGUCAGUAUAGUAGACCAAAACUACUCAAUGAUGAUCGACGAGCACGUAGACUAUGACGGUCGCAGAGCUGCAUUAACAGUUCACAAGGAAGGCAACAUUGAGAAUCUGAUCUUCUCUUAUGACACCAAUGAAGUAUUUUACAUAACCA
This is a messenger RNA of Candidula unifasciata, 195 nucleotides long. The record is from the annotation of a GenBank genome assembly. NCBI's taxonomy places the organism in Eukaryota, Metazoa, Mollusca, Gastropoda, Stylommatophora, Geomitridae.